GGCUAUCUCCGUUGCAGGCGUGAGUGAACCUCUCUGCCUUUGCCUCUCGCGCCAUGGAGAAACUCGCGUCCAGUUCGUCUGGAAACAACAGAAUUUGCGCAAACAGGCGCUUCAAAAUGGCGCACCUCACUCUUUUGGUGUUCGCCGCCGUCUCAACCUUCACUUACCAUGCCCUGACGACGUCCGUCUCAUCCUCUGCCACGGUGCACACAAUCCCAGCCAACGCUGCGACGAUCCUUGGCCGGUGCAGCUCUCUCACCCUCGCGCCAGGCCCUCCCGACGACUUCUACGAGCGCACGCAGUCGGACCGAUACGAGGCGGGGACGAAGCCGACCCUUAUCAAGAACGCGAAGAUCUGGACCGGGGAGGAUGACGGAACGAAGGUCGUGCAUGGCGACAUCCUGCUGGACAAAGGCAUCAUCAAAAAGAUCGGCAAAGUGGAUGCCAAGGCGUAUGGAUCGGACUGGGACGUCGUCGAUGCUCAGGGCGCCUGGGUCACCCCGGGCAUUGUCGAUUUGCACUCGCAUCUCGGCGUCGACAGUGCACCGGCGCUGAGCGGCGCGUCGGACACAAACUCCCACAAGGGCCUGGCCAUGCCCUGGCUGCGCUCAUUGGACGGCCUGAACACGCACGACGACGCGUAUCUGCUCUCCAUGUCCGGCGGCGUCACCACCGCGAAUGUGCUCCCCGGCAGCGCCAACGCGAUCGGCGGCCAGGCAUUUACCAUCAAGCUCCGGCCAACCGCGGAGCGCUCGUCGUCUGCGAUGCUGCUCGAGCCGCCGUUCACUCUGAACGGCUCGUACGUGGAUCCGAACCAGCGUCCGAGGUGGCGUCAGAUGAAACACGCUUGCGGGGAAAACCCCAGCCGCGUCUACUCUGGCACUCGGAUGGACACUCAAUGGGCCUUUCGCCAGGCUUACAACACCGCCCGUCUCGUCAAGGAGAAACAAGACGCGUUCUGUGCCAAGGCCGAAGCUGGCCUGUGGACGGGACUCGGCGAGUUCCCUGAGGAUCUGCAGUGGGAGGCGCUGGUCGAUGUGCUGCGGGGUCGCGUCAAGAUACAGAACCAUUGCUACGAGGCCGUCGACUUUGAUGGCAUGAUUCGGCUCACAAACGAAUUCAAAUUCCCCAUCUCCACUUUCCAUCACGCACAUGAAGCAUACCUCGUUCCGGAGCUGCUCAAAAAGGCGUAUGGCAAACCCCCGGCAAUUGCGAUGUUCGCCACUCACGCGCGUUUCAAACGCGAAGCCUACCGCGGCUCGGAAUUCGCACCCGCCAUCCUUGCGGACAAUGACAUCGACGUGGUCAUGAAGAGCGACCAUCCCGUGCUCAACUCUCGCCACCUCAUCUACGAGGCCCAACAGGCGCACUAUUUCGGGUUGCCGGAGAACUUGGCGCUGGCUUCGGUGACGACGACCCCGGCCAAGGCCAUGGGACAAGACCAUCGGGUGGGGCAUCUCAUUGAAGGAUAUGAUGCCGAUGUUCUCGUGUGGGACAGCCACCCGCUUGCACUCGGUGCUGCCCCGAUCCAGGUCUGGGUCGACGGAAUCAAGCAGCUCGAGAAGCCGCACGUGUCCCCGAAGCCUGCUGCCUCGCAAAGGGCACCGGAAACACCGGAUUUCACCGCUGAGAUCAUCGACGCCGUCAAGUACGAGGGACUGCCGCCCUUGGAGGCGACGGAGGCCAGCUCCGACGUGGUCGUGUUCUUCAAUGUCGGAUCAGUGUUGCUCAAAGAGGGCGAUCGGGUGGCUGAGAGGUUCUCGGCCGCUGAGUACGUCGUCACUGUGGAGAAGGGCCGGAUCAUCUGCAUGGGAGAGUGUCUGUCGGACCUGUCCCGCUCGGACGCGACUUACAUCGACCUCGAGGGCGGGUCUGUUUCUCCGAGUUUUGUUUCCUGCGGCACUAGUCUGGGAUUGACGCACAUCAGCGGGGAAGCUUCCACCAACGACGGCCGGGUUUUCGAUCCUCUGCGGGCGCAGGUGCCUGCCAUCAUCGAGGACGAUGUGAUCAAGGCAGUGGACGGCCUGGUCUUUGCCAGCCGCGACGCACUGCUGGCUUACCGCUACGGUGUCACGUCCUCUGUCACCGUGCCGAUGUUCAGCGGAUUUCUAGGAGGACUGAGCACCGUGAUCAACCCGGGUGCGGCUCACAAGCUCGUUAGCGGGGCCGUGAUCCAGGACGUCGCUGCGCUGCACAUCGCGCUUUCCAUGUCGUCCUCCAGCAGCGUCAGCACCCAGAUCGCCACUCUGCGCGGCCUGCUGCUCGGCCGGGGCAAGGGAGACACGGGCAAGCGGUUUGCGCAGGUCGUCGCUGGCGAGAUGCCGCUGGUGAUCAACGUGGAGAGCGCCGACAUCAUCGCCAGCCUCCUGGUGUUGAAGAAGGAGGUGGAGAGGGUGUCCGGCACGCGUAUCCGGCUUGUGCUCUCGGGUGCGACCGAAGCCCAUCUGCUUGCCAAAGAGAUUGGAGAAGCUGGGGUCGGCGUGCUCACUCAGCAGCGUCCGUACCCCCAUCGAUGGGAAGAGCGCCGGAUCCUCUCCGGCCCGCCGCUUUCCCCGACCAGCGCCAUCGGCGAACUGGUCAAGCACAACGUGACGGUGGGUCUGCAAAUGAGGGACACAUCGCAAGUGCGGAAUACCGCGUUCGAGAUGCGAUGGGCACAACUCGAAUCCAAUGGGAUAAUCGGGCAUACCACGGCAUAUGAGCUGGUGACGACCAACGUCGAGAAGCUGCUGGGUGUCAAGGACGGAAAUACGGAUCUGAUUGCGACCAGGGGAGGAUCGGGGUUCUCUGGGAAGAUAGUGGCCAUCAUCUCUGCUCGGGACCAGGUUGUUCGCUUGGUUUGAGCACUUUGUUAUCAGGGUAGUUUCGGAUCGGCAUACAAGUCAUAUUCCAUCGGAUUUUUGAGGCAGUGAGAUAAGGUUUCAUUCGAGGGCAGUCUCACAGUAGGCCAUGACGACCCCGCGUUCUCUAUGUAAAAUUGAGAAUGGAUUGGGA
This is a messenger RNA of Mycena citricolor, 2994 nucleotides long. The record is from the annotation of a GenBank genome assembly. Lineage: Eukaryota; Fungi; Basidiomycota; Agaricomycetes; Agaricales; Mycenaceae.